AUGAGCAAGCAAUCGACUAUCGGAGGUCAGCCCGGCGGCUGGUCAGUCUUUGGGCCUGCUAUAAAGAACAAAGCAGACAAAGUCAAAGAAAUCAUGGGCAAGCUGAGCGACUCCCUUGACAAGGUACGUAGAGGUCCAGUGAGUACUGCUACUGAAGCAGGUUUCACUCCCGAGAAUGUUGAGAAGGCCAAGGGAUGGCGCACUGAUGUAGACGCGAGCGAGGCCCAGCUGAAUGCUCAGAUACGCGAGCACGCCCGAUUGGACGAGACAUUGCGAGAUUUGAGAGAUCAGCUUCGUCAGUAUGACUCCACACUGACGGCUGUACGAGGGCUUGGUGAUGGGGAUGAUGAAACAUCCCAAGAGCUUGCUGCUGAGACUCUUGGAUGGCUUAUCCAAGAGCUUCCUCGAGUAAGAAUUUUCGUGGAGGCCAUGGGUCAUGAAAUGACCCCUGCAUUAGAGCAGGCCAUUUCGAGGCUCAAUGCUGGCGAUCAGAAUGAUCCUCUGACCGCUAGAAUGAGCCAGGUCGCAACUCAGGGGCCAAGUCGUGAUGAGCUCAUCGGACAGAUCGACAGGUUAGAGACUGAGUUGCGUUCCGCUCAGGACCAGGCCAAAGCGAAAAGCGUCGUCAUCACAUCCAUGGCUGAAAAAGAGCUAGAGAUGAAAGAUAAUCUCGAAUUUUUGAAGCGAAAUGAGGUUGCUCUCCGUAAGAAGACCGAAGAAGAGGUCGGAAUGGCACUUGAGUCGAAGCGGGAAGCUGAGUCAAGUGAAAGUCGGCAGAGGGCAGAGCUUCGUGAGGUAAAGCAGCAAAUUGAAGUGAUUGAAUCACAGCUGAAGGAAAGGGAUGACAUGCUACAGAGCCGGGAAAGCCAAAUCAAAGAGUUUGAGGAUGAGCGACGCCUCGAGAAGGAGCUUAAGGCUGUGAAUGACAAGCAUACGAGAGAAUUGGAGGCUCAAGUUCGGCAACUUGAGAUAACCGCCAAAACUUGCCAGUCAUCGCGAGAUAUACUCGCGUCUCAGCUCGAUACUCUCCGAAAGGAGCUCGAAGCCAAAGAAGCCAACAUUCGCCAUCUGAAUGCUCAGGUUACCGGCGACAGGGAGAAGCUUGUCAAACAAGAGGACCUGGUCAAGGGUCAACAGCUCUUAAUUGAAGAGCGAGACAGCGCACUUUCUGAUGCCGGAUAUUAUCGGAAGCUCGCUGACUCGAGAAAGGCUUCGUCAGAUGGCUGGAUGAACGGUUGCCAGGAACGCGACAGGGCAAUCCUCAGACUUGAUAACAAGGUUGCGGAUCUCGGGCAACAGUUGAAUGCGGCAAGGUCCGAAGCGGCAACAUCGCAAAGAGCAAGAGAUAAUGCGUUGGUUGAGCUUCGUGAUGCCAAAAACACGAUCCGAGAACAAGGCCAAUCUAUUGACAGUCUCCAGAAGUCUUCUAAUGCGUACUACAAUGAAGUGAAAGAGGUUGCAAAACUGAACUUCAAACUGAGGGAAGACAUCAACAAACGGGACUCGACUUUGUCGAGGCAGAGGGUUGAGUUGUCUUCUAAAGAUGAUAAAAUCCGAGAGCAAGAUAGGUCGAUCAAGCGACUGGCCGAACUGAACAAGGACUUGAAGAAUCGAUUGGACACUUCAGAGGUCAAGGUCGAUGAUCUGACCACUUCGAAUGAGAGGCUGAAAGGCCAAGUCAAGUCUUUGACGAAGCAGGCGACGCAAUCCAAGAACCGGGGUGACAAGUACAAGUCAGCUCUGAUUGUCGCGAAGCAGGCUGCGGAGAAUAUGGCUACAUCGGUGAUGACCCAGUGUCCUCCAGGUAUCAUGGAUCGCAUCGACUGGAGCUGUGAUUUAGUGAUGGCUCUACACACUCAGAAUCCAUGGAAGAUCCAAGAGACCUGGUCCAAAGAUCCAGUGUUAGCAGUGGGUGAGAGGACAGAGAGUCUUACUGUCUUACUACUUCACGUCGUGGCUUCAGUUGAAUCCAGAUCGCUCACCGAUAUGGUCAGCUGUUUAGCAGCGAUCCAAAUAAGGUUGGAUGAAGAAUCUAGAUGCAUCAUCCCAGUUUUGAGACAGUUUCUCGAUGCGGUUUCAGUCUGUAUUGAGCUUGAGGGGACCCAUGCCUUCCAGAUCUUCCUGCUCCUCCAGAUCGCUGAGAGGAUUGGGAGAGCAUGGCCUGUGGUAAAGGAUGCGGUCAAUGAAUUGACUCACCGCGGCGGGCGUCAUGAGCUGACCUCUUCCAUUUCUCGAUCUAUCGCAUCGUGGCAGGGGCGGCAGCGAUUGGGUUCCUUGGGCUGCGAAACGGCCCUUGAGCAUCAGGACUGGACCCUCGUUGGGUUCUUCAGGAACCCUAAUGGUAUCCUGUUGCUUGGGGACUCCGAGCUUCGAUGGGCUGAUCACGACUUUGUGGAGAUCAAUCACAAUGGCAUCACUGUCGACAUCACUGUCGGCGAAGGGGAAGAUGAGAUUGAGUUUGAAGUUGAAGGCCGGAACUGGAAUUGGUGGGUGGAGCAUAUUCUGUAG
This is a messenger RNA of Fusarium fujikuroi IMI 58289, 2508 nucleotides long. RefSeq lists its product as uncharacterized. The transcript has a single exon. The record is from RefSeq and is a predicted model, not a curated record. Lineage: Eukaryota; Fungi; Ascomycota; Sordariomycetes; Hypocreales; Nectriaceae. The coding region runs from base 1 to 2508 and encodes 835 amino acids.